AUGUCCUCCACCGCCAAUCGCCCCGCCGCCGCCGCCGCCGCUCCCAAGCCGCCCGUCGUCGUCCCCGGCACAGGCAACAACAUCAUCGUCAACCCUUGCCAGCGCGGUAAUCCUAUCCUCGAAGCCGUGCGCAAUGUAGGUAAAGAAUUCGGUGAUAUCGUCGCAGAUUACCAAGUCGGGCGAACAACUGGUGUUCUCUUCCUGAGUCUCCGCUACCACCGCUUGCAUCCCGAGUACAUCCACCAGCGGAUUGAGCGGCUUGGACAUGCAUACACCCUGCGGGUGCUCCUCCUCAUGUGCGAUGUUAGCGAACAUCAGGAGCCGAUACGAGAAUUGACCAAGAUGUGCCUUAUCAACACCAUAACGGUCAUGGUCGCGUGGAACGCCGAGGAGGCAGGGUACUAUCUUUCGACGUACAAACAAUUCGAGAACAAACCACCCGACCUCAUCAAGGAACGAGUAGACAAGACGUACGACGCAAUGCUCCGCACGGCUUUGACCUCCAUCAGUAAGGUGAACAAGACGGACGUCGAGACACUUCGUACAACUUUUGGAAGCUUCGCAGAUAUUGCACGAGCGAGCUCUGACCAGCUCCAGAAGCUUCCCGGCGUCGGUCAAGUCAAAGCCAAGCGCAUCCAAGAUGCUUUCCGCAAGCCCUUCCGGAACAACGCAACGAGCACCCUCUCAUCUCAAUUGUUGGCAACUCAUCUUUCACAAGCGACCGUAGACAAGGGUAAGGAAAAGGAGUCGAGCGCGUCCAACCCGUCCGCUGCUGUAUCCGACCUCAAUUCGCCUUCGCCGCCAGCAGCAGCACCCAUGCAAACAAUCAAGGACUCCAGCGGCCCAUCAGCAGACACUGCAGCAUCGUCGAGUACAGCGUCACUCGGGCGAAAACGACCACCGAGUCCGGUGUGGGACAUCGAGCUUGACUUGAAUGAGUCCGAUGUGGAGGUAGACGGUCCUGGGCCUAGUAAAAAGACGAGGACCGAGACAAACUUCGGGGAUCCGCUCUUCUUACAGGAGACACCGUAG
Molecule: messenger RNA, 1032 nt
Organism: Fomitopsis serialis
Lineage: Eukaryota; Fungi; Basidiomycota; Agaricomycetes; Polyporales; Fomitopsidaceae
Product: restriction endonuclease type II-like protein
Exons: 7
Coding region: 1-1032 (343 amino acids)
Biological process (GO): mitotic recombination; nucleotide-excision repair; meiotic mismatch repair
Cellular component (GO): nucleus; nucleotide-excision repair factor 1 complex; ERCC4-ERCC1 complex
Molecular function (GO): single-stranded DNA binding; damaged DNA binding
Source: RefSeq, a predicted model, not a curated record